Molecule: messenger RNA, 2773 nt
Organism: Alosa alosa (allis shad)
Lineage: Eukaryota; Metazoa; Chordata; Actinopteri; Clupeiformes; Clupeidae
Gene: picalma
Product: phosphatidylinositol binding clathrin assembly protein a
Exons: 25
Coding region: 318-2600 (760 amino acids)
Biological process (GO): synaptic vesicle budding from presynaptic endocytic zone membrane; clathrin coat assembly; clathrin-dependent endocytosis
Cellular component (GO): clathrin-coated pit; extrinsic component of presynaptic endocytic zone membrane; synaptic vesicle
Molecular function (GO): SNARE binding; 1-phosphatidylinositol binding; phosphatidylinositol-4,5-bisphosphate binding
Source: RefSeq, a predicted model, not a curated record
CAAACCUUUGGAGGCUCCACCGUCCGUCUGCCUACGAGGUCUACACAGAGGAAGCAGACCCGCCAUUUUCCUGCAAGCCUCCGGUCCUUUUAAACCCAGCAGGGGGAGGCGAACACGGAGAGGAGGACAUCGAAGGAGGGGGGACAGAGAAAGAGUGAGAGUGUAUGAGAGAGGGGAUCUAAGAGGACGAUUUCUACAGAAAGGAGUUCACUGGUGUCAAGUGCUGGAACCGUUGAAGCCCAAGAGGACAAAAGGAGUUCCAUCAGAUUCACAUAACGUUUAGUUCGCCUUAGCAGCUUGUUUGGUUAAAACAGAAGAUGUCUGGACAAAGCAUAACGGACCGGAUAACUGCAGCCCAACACAGUGUCACCGGUUCUGCGGUGUCUAAAACGGUGUGCAAGGCAACCACGCACGAAAUUAUGGGGCCAAAAAAGAAACAUUUGGAUUACCUGAUUCAGUGCACCAAUGAGAUGAACGUGAACAUCCCACAGCUGGCCGACACGCUGUUUGAGAGGACCACCAACACCAGCUGGGUGGUUGUCUUCAAGUCUCUCAUCGCAACACACCACCUCAUGGUUUACGGCAACGAGAGGUUUAUUCAGUACUUGGCCUCAAGAAACACAUUAUUCAACCUCAGUAAUUUUUUGGACAAAAGUGGGUUACAAGGCUAUGACAUGUCAACCUUCAUCCGAAGGUAUAGCCGCUAUCUGAAUGAGAAGGCUGUGUCUUACCGCCAAGUCGCUUUUGACUUCACAAAAGUAAAAAGAGGGGCGGAUGGUGUCAUGAGGACGAUGAACACUGAGAAACUCUUGAAGACCAUCCCAAUCAUCCAGAAUCAGAUGGAUGCCCUUCUUGAUUUCAAUGUCAAUGCCAAUGAACUCACAAAUGGGGUCAUCAAUGCUGCCUUCAUGCUUCUGUUCAAAGAUGCCAUACGACUGUUUGCUGCCUAUAAUGAAGGGAUAAUCAACCUACUUGAGAAGUACUUUGAUAUGAAGAAAACCCAGUGUAAAGAGGGUCUUGACAUUUACAAGAAAUUCCUCACGCGAAUGACAAGAAUCUCAGAGUUUCUCAAAGUUGCUGAGCAAGUGGGAAUUGACCGAGGCGAUAUACCAGAUCUGUCCCAGGCCCCAAGCAGCCUUCUGGACGCAUUAGAACAGCACUUGGCUUCCUUAGAAGGGAAAAAAGUGAAAGAUUCCACAGCAGCAAGCAGAGCCAGCACUCUGUCCAACGCCGUCUCCUCACUAGCCAACACGGGCAUAUCCUUCACCAAAGUGGAUGAAAGGGAAAAACAGGCCGCUCUAGAGGAGGAGCAGGCUCGCUUGAAAGCUCUUAAGGAACAGCGUCUCAAAGAACUCUCCAAGAAGCCCCCCUCCUCCGCCACCACGGCUGCAUCUCCCGUGUCAACAGGAGGGAGCAUCAACACCGCCCCUGCCAUCGACCUUUUCUCAACACCCAGCUCCACAAACAGCACUUCGAAGAUGCCGAGUGACCUCCUGGACCUGCAGCCAACAUUUCAGCCAACACUGCCUCUCUCAACAGGCUUGCCUGUGGCAAACACCUGGGGGGAUCCUUUCACUUCUUCUGACGCUGUCGAUGACUCCAUUCCAAACUUAAACCCUUUCCUUACAAACCCUGUUAUCGAUGCUCUUCAUCUACCUGUUGUGUCUUCAGAUGGUCUUAGUUUUUCUUCUAGGACACCCAGUCAUGAAAUGUUUGGUGAUUAUUACAAUCCCUUUAAUGAUUCGAGCUGUUCUGUUGCAUCCAAUCAUGAAAGCACAGCUUCCAUAGAGCCGUGCAUCACAGACUCCUUCUGUGGUCCAGCACCUUACCCUAACACUCCUCUCUUCCAAUCUGAGCCCUCUGCUGUAGCAGGCCUAUUUGGAGGUAGGUGUGUCUCUCUCAGCUUGUCUGUUCCUCUGCUACCCCCAAUCUCCUCUGUCUCUGUCUGUCAGUCUGCCUACCAGCUGUCCACUAACUCAUUUUCUGAAAAAGGGCAGGAACAGCAGGAGAUGCAGUCUCAAAACCCACUCACAGAUACGGCUGUGGUAGCUUCAUCAUAUGAUGUCUUAGGUGGAAUCCUGAAACCCACAGUAGCCCUCUCCAACCAGGGACUGACCCUCAGCGCUCAGCAGCCAGGCAAACUGGUGUCGGAUGACUUGGACUCUUCCUUAGCCAACCUCGUGGGCAAUCUUGGAAUUGGUAAUGGAACAACAAAAAAUGACCUUCACUGGAGUCAGCCUGGGGAGAAGAGACUAACAGGUGGAACAAACUGGCAACCAAAGACUGCCCCUUCAACCACAUGGAACCCUGCCACCAUGAACGGCAUGCAUUUCCCACAAUACGCACCAUCUGUCAUGGCCUUCCCUGCAACGACGCCCACAGGAAUGAUGGCAUAUGGAAUGCCUCCUCAGAUGGGCUCCGUGGCUAUGAUGACUCAGCCCACCAUGAUGUACACCCAGCCGGUCAUGAGGCCGGCCAACCCUUUUGGCCCAGUCUCAGGCGCACAGCACUCGGCCGCCUCUAGUCCCUCCAGUCAGAGUCCCCUCAGAGCUCCAGGACAGGACCCCUUUGCACAGCUCUCUCUCAAGGAUUUCUUGUAGAGGCAUCUUUAGAUGCAGUUCAUGUAAAACUUGGAGUCUGAAGAAUCUUGACAGCAGCAAAUCUUGAAAACCUUUAAAUCCAACUUUUUUUUAUGUUUGAUUCUCCCCUGAGAAUAUCAUUUUCAACAAAAAAAAAAAAAGCUUUUGAAGGAAACAAAUAUGGGAAUGAUGGG